GGUUUCUUUAUAGGCAUCGAAGAGUUGCUUUCUUCUGUCUUCCGUCGUCUUUGGUUCAACGCAGCGCCGCCGCUGGAAUCCCGAUCUAGCGAAGCGAUGGCUCCAGGUCUCUACUCCGACAUUGGCAAGAGGACUAGGGAUCUUCUGUAUAAGGAUUACCAGACAGAUCACAAGUUUACAGUCACGACAUACACCUCGACCGGCGUUGCAAUCACUGCUUCUGGAACUAAGAAAAAUGAUUUGAUUUUUGGUGAGAUUCAGUCGCAGUUAAAGAACAAAAAUGUCACAUUCGAUGUGAAGGCAAAGUCGGACUCAAAUGUUACAACAACAGUUACAAUCGAUGAAUUCACUGUACCUGGUUUAAAGACAAUUUUUAGCUUUGCUGUUCCAGAUCAAAGGUCUGGAAAGGUUGAACUUCAAUAUCUGCAUGAUUAUACAGGGGUUAAUGCCAGCAUUGGGUUGACUGCCAAUCCCGUUGUCAAUCUCUCAGGUGUCGUUGGUACUAAAACUCUCGCUGUUGGUGCUGAUGUAGCAUAUGAUACAGCAUCUGGUAAUUUCACCAAGUACAAUGCUGGGUUAAGCUUCGUCAAUGCUGAUCUUAUUGCUGCAUUGACUCUGAACAACAAAGGUGAUAGCUUGAGUGCAUCAUAUUACCACUUGGUCAGCCCCUUGUCAAACACAGCAGUUGGUGCAGAGUUCACGCGCAGCUUUUCAACCAAUGAAAACAUCCUCUCCUUCGGGAUACAGCAUGCAUUGGAUCCCUUGACCUCAGUGAAGAUGCGAUUCGACAGUUACGGGAAGGCCAGUGCUCUCAUUCAGCAUGAAUGGAAGCCAAAGUCAUUCCUGACCAUUUCGGGGGAGGUGGACACCAAGGCCAUCGAGAAGAGCUCGAAGGUUGGAUUGUCCUUGUUGCUCAAGCCUUGACAUGGGACACUCGGCCUGUGAUUUCAAAUUUGGUACGCUGAUUGAAGUUGAGGAACUCAUGAUGAUUGCAUCAUCUUGACUGCUCAGUUUUUGCUUGCAAAUUGAUUUUGGCUACUCAAAGAGUGCAUUUGACUUUCCACUUUCGGAAUUUGGCAUGUAAUAAUUGUUCUUGUUGGGCGAUUAGAAACUGAGAUGGGAACCCUUUCAACUUAUUUGUCUGCUUUAAACUCGUUCUGUGCAGGAGAUGAGUCAAACUGUUAGUUCUAUAUAUUUGUUGCCUUGAUUUCACUAGAAAGUUCCAACAAGACA
Messenger RNA from Zingiber officinale, 1233 nucleotides. RefSeq names its product mitochondrial outer membrane protein porin 1-like. Gene Ontology annotation, cellular component: mitochondrial outer membrane. Bases 97 to 924 code for a protein of 275 amino acids. Lineage: Eukaryota; Viridiplantae; Streptophyta; Magnoliopsida; Zingiberales; Zingiberaceae. Gene Ontology annotation, biological process: monoatomic anion transmembrane transport. The transcript has 6 exons. Gene Ontology annotation, molecular function: voltage-gated monoatomic anion channel activity. The record is from RefSeq and is a predicted model, not a curated record.